Molecule: messenger RNA, 5340 nt
Organism: Acipenser ruthenus (sterlet)
Lineage: Eukaryota; Metazoa; Chordata; Actinopteri; Acipenseriformes; Acipenseridae
Product: protein Niban 2-like
Exons: 14
Coding region: 302-2683 (793 amino acids)
Source: RefSeq, a predicted model, not a curated record
UGGCGCAGAGACGAACACGAAAAACCAGUCAUGACUCAAAUUGAGGGUGUGUCUUCAGCGGCUGCCGGAGAUCUGGGCGCAUAGCUGCAGACCGCAGUCGAGUAAUCCACAGCAAAAAAAGUGACAGGCUUAGGUCGACCUCCCUUCGCUUGGGAAAAUAACGCGCUGGUCUGUGAGACUCGGCAGAACAGAACUUUACUGACUUCGCAUUUGAACUGCGCUGUUCUGCGGGUCUGGUUUCGGCUCCGGCGAGGGGGCGAGGAAUUGAGUGGUUGGUUUGAUUGAACUGCUGUUGGUCACCAUGGGGGAUGUUGUGUCAGCUCACCUGGACGAAAGUAAAAGGCAGUACAUAUCAGAGAAGACGGGGAAGGUGGCGGGCGAGUUCUGCAGGUACUAUGAGCAGCAGUUCGGUGUGGCGCUCUUCAACAGCGUGCGCUACGAGAUCGAGGGCAACGGCGGACCGCAGACACAGCUCCUUCACCGCAAGGCGCCCCUGGAGGACAAGUCGAUAUUCUCCGGGAACCUGUUCCAGUACCUGGAGGAAAACAAGAAGUGGAGGAACCGGUUCUUCUUCAUCCCGGAUUGCUACGAGGUGCUGUUCUACGAGACCCGGCUGGCCUACGACAGAGGGCUGCACCCCAAGGGAGCUAUCAACUGCGCUGGGUACAAAGUGCUGACAUCACUGGAGCAGUACCAAGAACUGAUCAACAGCAGCCUGCCCAACCUCAAGGUGAAGCCUGGCUCCCAGUACCUGAGGUGUGCCACUCAGUACCCCAUCAUCCUGUGGCACCCGUACAGCCGGCACUUGUACUUCUGCGUCCUGACAGAGAAGGAGCAGCAGAAAUGGCACGCCGUGUUCCAGGACUGCGUGCGGCACGCCAGCAACGGGUUACCGGAGGACUCCAGAGUGGAGACACCGGCCUUCACCGAUGCCAUCCGGAUGUACCGGCAAGCCAAGGAGCAGUAUGGCACCUGGGACAUGAUGUGUGGCAGCCCCGUGCAGAUUCUGUCGAACCUGGUGAUGGAGGAGCUGCACCCUGAGCUGAGGAAUAUGAUCAGCCCCAGACUGAAGGGCAAAGUUCAGGAGAGACAGAGGCACUGGAUAUUGAUCUCAGAUGCCGUGUACCGGAUAGUGCAGACGCAGUGCCAGGCUCAGUAUGAGGCUGUAGUGCAGCGCUGUGAAGCAGGGCGCCCCCCGCUGGAGAGUUCAAUACGCACAGACAUGGACCAGAUCAUCACCUCCAAGGAGCACAUCGCAAACAAGAUCAGAGCCUUUGUGAUGCCCAAGGCAGAGAAGUGUGUGAAGAGCCACGUCCAGCCCUACAUCUCCUCCAUCCUGGACGCUCUGAUGAGCCCCACCAGCAGGGGCUUCUCCGAGGUGCGCGAGGUCUUCUUCCGCGAGAUCGUGGAGAUGAACAAGAACGCCAUCAACGAGGGGGGCCAGGAGAAGCUGGGCGAGCACAUGGAGAAGAUCUCGAUGCUGGCCUUCCACCCUGUGAAGAUGCAGAGCUGCUAUGAGAAGAUGGAGGAGCUGCAGCUGGAGGGUCUGCAGCAGAGGUUCGACGUGUCCAGCCCUGCCGUGUUCGUGCAGCGUGCACAGAUCCUCAUGAGAGAGCAAAUGGACAAUGCGGUUUACACGUUCGAGCAGCUGCUGCACCAGAGUCUGGAGAAUUCGGCGGACAAGGAGGAUCUGUGCAAGGCCAGCCAGCGCAUCCAGGACAGAGUGAUCAAGAAAUACGACUACGACAGCAGCACGGUGAGGAAGAAGUUCUUCAGAGAGGCUCUCCUGCAGAUCAUUAUCCCCUACAUGCUCAAGAAGCUGGAGCCGUCCUGCAAAGCCGAGCUGCCCAAGUUCCAGGAGUUGAUUUUCGAGGAUUUCUCCAAGUUCAUUCUGGUGGAGAACAUCUUCGAGGAGGUGGUCCUCCAGUCCGUCAUGAAGGACAUCAUGCUGGCGGUGAAGGAGGCGGCGGUCCAGAGGAGGCACAACCUGUUCCGGGACAGCAUGGUCCUGACCAACAGUGACCCCAACCUGCACCUGCUGGGAGACGGGCCCUCCAUCGACUGGGAGAGCCAGUACGGCGGGGGUCUGGAGGAGCCUGACUCCGCAGACCUGCCGAUCACUGAGAAGAGGCGGCGCAUGAAGCAGGUGGUGUCCAUGAUCCAACUGGAGGGGAUGCCACCGCUGCCCCACGAGUCCUGCCUGGAGGUGCCGACGGAGAAGGGUAUCCCCGAGGAACAGGAGCCAGAGGUGGGGAGCGAGCCGGAGGUGCCCACCUCCCCGGAUAGCAUCCACCAGAUCAGAGACUUGAUAAACCCAGUGGUCACGCUAGAAACCAGCGUCCCUGCAGCGGACAGCCCCCCGCUCACUAACGGAACUGUGCCCCAGCCUGGGCAAAAAGCCGAAAGUAAAGAGGAGCAGAAAGCGGACCCUUCCCCUGCCUGUUUGGAACAGCCCUCUUCAGUCACCUCCCACGACGACAGCGGCUUCCAGUCCCCAGCCAGGGAGGAGGCGGAGGAUGAGCAAGCUCAGCCAAUCACAAAAGACCCAGCCCCAGUGGGAGAAACCACUGACGUGCUGGCCGAGGGGGAAGUGACUUUGGAUGCCAAGGUGGAUCCCUCGAGUGACAGGGAGACUAGAGAGGAGGUGUCUGGGAAAACGAGCCCGGAAGAUUCUGUCUGUUAAGCACAUUUAAUAUAAAAAAAAAUACAUGGAAAUAAAAAAGAAAUGGGAGGAAAUGCAUUCUUUAAAAAAAAAAGGAAGAGAGGUAGACAGGCUUUAUUUUAUUGUUGUGUUUUUGUUUUGAUUUUUUCAAGAAUGGCGCAGCAUUUAGGAGGGUGAAUUACAGGGAUUUUAAAUGGUGUGAUUUUUUUUUUUCAUUAUUUGAUAAAUCAGUGCUUUAGUGAAGAUUAGCUAUGCUCAGCACGAAGCUGAGUGUUAGGGCUGAUUCGCUGUGAACAGGGCUGCUCUGGUGAUCUGCUGGGGAGCUGGAGAUCAGGUUUGCUGUUCUGAUUUUCUCAUUCAUACAUGUGCGUUAGUACCUGUUGGAGUUUUGCCACCGCCUUUAAUACAUAGAGAACCCCACAUGCACACUAAGCCUGCUAGGUUAGUUGCCUUUAAUACAUAGAGAACCCCCACAUGCACACUAAGCCUGCUCGGUUAGUUGCCUUUAAUACACAGAGAACCCCCACAUGCACACUAAGCCUGCUCGGUUAGUUGCCUUUAAUACAUAGAGAACCCCCACAUGCACACUAAGCCUGCUCGGUUAGUUGCUUGCAGUAAUUCUAUAAUAAAUCUAAAUAACGCCAAUAAGGAGAUUAUUUGUAUUAUUAUUAUUAUUAUUAUUAUUAUUAUUAUUAUUAUUAUUAUUAUUGACUGCACUCAAGCUGCUGCAAGGAGUGCAGAGGGGCACGGAGAUAUUAAGGGUUAAUGUGCAGGUUGAGUUCACCUGAUGAGGGUAAAGACCUCCUCAGUGAUUUGAAAGGAGAUCUGACCAGCUGGUUGCAUAUUCUGCUACAUGACGUAGCAGCUCAGUGUUGAAACGUGUCACAAGAGUCCUGGUUUGCAGAGACAGUGCAGCACAUAGGAAACUCAAUUGCAAACCCUGUGGAUGUGGAAUGCAUCCACAGCGAGUGGUAGAUUUACUGUGGCAUCGUCUCGCAGUACUAACGUGGCUCACCACCGCUUGAUCCGCUAGAAACAGGCUUGCUAGAUUGAUUCUCUUUGCUGAUCAGGGCAGUUUUGCUGUUUUACCUUGAGAGAUGCCUGGUUUGAAGAGCACCUUUGACAGGUGAGGUCCUGCUGAAUCAGGCCAGCUGCGCGUGAAUCAUUUGGAUUUGCUGAUCAGCCCUGCUUGAAGAAAGUCGAACGAUCGCCAAAACAUUCAAAUAACAACAAUCACAUUCUUUUACAUGCUUGAAGUAAAAAUAGUAAGUCUUUUAUAGUUUGUUUUUUGGUUUUGUUUAUAUAUAUAUAUAUUUAUGUAUAUUAUUUAAUUCUCUUGAAAGUGUUUUAACGUUGGACCAGUUGUUUCAGAAUCGUUCCACUGAAUUUGACCACGGGUCCGGGUGUAAUCCUCUGCUUGCGGUGUGCGUCAGAUUUGUGCGAGUGUCCUGUACAGCUCAGACCGCUGCAGCUGUCGUGGUCUGACUGCAGUUUGUCACGGAGCACUCCACACAAAAAUAAAUAAAUAAAUAAAUAAAUAAAUAAAUAAAUAAAUGAAGGCCUUGAUCACCCAGUAGAAACACAUGAAAAACAGCUGAGGCAAGAGGGACCACUUAAAAUGUAACACACACAUUCCUGUCCCGCAAAGAGAAAGUGGACACCGGAAGAUUCGGACGGGCUGUCGAAUCUGUUCGAGAGAAGCGUUAAGAGUUGGGAAUGUUAAGUUAAGUGCAGGUAGAAGUACUACAUUACCUUUGUUUAAGUCCUUGACUAAUUGAAAUAGUUUCAGUGUCUCCAAUGGAGAGAAGUGAUGCAAACAUGAUUCAGGGGCAGACAGAAGACUCUGUUGAGCGCGGUCGUUCUUUCUGCAGCGCUGAAGAAGUUAACGAAGGAAGUAAAAGGUGGGAGAACGACACGUAGGAGUGCGUUUAGUGGCAUCCUGGGUUGUAGUCCUGAGGUGAGGUGGGGGGUGUCAUUUAGAAGGAGAGUCACAUAGAAAGGCUACAGACUUCAUCUAGACGAGUGACAAUCUCGCAGCCGUACUGGGAUGUUUGCCUGCGGUGUAAACUGUAGCUCUGAGGCGUAGCUUUACAUUUUGGGGAGUGAAAGUAUAAAAACAGUCUAUGUAAUAUUAAACAAAUAAUAAGCGGCUUUGUUUGUAGUAAACUGGGACAAUACUGCGUGCACUUGUAUGAAGAUUGUUUGCCAGUUUUGCAAUAUAACGGUUAGCGACCUCUGUUGACUCUAAUGCAAAACCUUUCACCUAAUAAAUCAAAGCUGGUGGUAUAAUUGUGGGGCACCGUUUACUUGUUAUAUAACACGUGUUUAUUUAUGUGUUUAAAGCACUAAAGUCCCAGGGUCGAAUAGCGUGGAACGGUUCUUUAUAAUGGACAAGAAGCUGGAUGGGACCUCAUUCCUCGGGUUGGAUAAUGCAGCGCUUGCUUGAUCGCAAUAUCGAGUUCACGUUAGCGAUAAUGUCGCCUUUCUUAUUUGUGUUUGUUCUGUAUUACACACCAUGCAUUUUUUUCUAUUUUUUUUUUUUUUAAAACGAUCCAAGCUAUUCAUCUGUUUUAUAAUAUCUGUUAACCUCUUAUUUGUGAAUGCCCACGUGCCCUUUAAAAAAUAUUGUAUUAAACAUGUCAUACAAAUAUACCUAUAAUAAACUGCUCCCCCUUGUA